AUGACGGGUGCAUACAGGGAUGAUGGACAUGAUCAUGGUUAUUCACCACUGGCUGUGUUAUUCGAAGUACAGAUUGAGGCCAAACAAUUACGUUUAUUUCCCGCCAUUCUAAAUCUUGCUAGCAAUGCUCAUAUCAGCACCAAUGCUACUUGUGGUGAAAAGGGGCCUGAGAUGUUUUGUAAGCUUGUGGAGCACGUUCCAGGUCGACCUCUGCGCAAUGCUCAGUGCCGAAUCUGUGACCAGAGCAGUGCCAAUCCCAAAGAACAACACCCUAUCUCAAAUGCUAUAGAUGGAACAAAUAACUGGUGGCAAAGUCCUAGCAUUCAGAAUGGAAGAGAAUACCAUUGGGUAACCCUAACUCUCGAUCUAAGACAGGUCUUUCAAGUUGCCUAUGUCAUCAUCAAAGCUGCUAAUGCUCCCCGACCUGGAAACUGGAUUUUGGAACGUUCUGUGGAUGGCAUUGAAUUCAUGCCCUGGCAGUACUAUGCAAUUAGUGACACAGAGUGUCUUACCAGAUAUAAUGUAACGCCAAGGCUUGGGCCUCCUACAUAUAAGAGGGAUGAUGAAAUGAUCUGUACUUCCUAUUAUUCUAGGCUAGUUCCACUGGAACAUGGAGAGAUUCAUACAUCACUGAUCAAUGGCAGGCCUAGUGCUGAUGAUCCUUCACCAACAUUAUUGGAAUUCACUUCUGCACGAUACAUCCGCCUUCGACUGCAGCGUAUAAGAACCCUGAAUGCUGACCUCAUGACCCUUAGCCACCAUGAUCCCAAAGAUGUUGAUCCUAUUGUUACUAGACGGUAUUACUAUUCAAUAAAGGAUAUCUCUGUUGGAGGAAUGUGCAUUUGCUAUGGCCAUGCUCGAAGUUGUCCUUUGGAUAAAGAGACUAAGAAACUGCAGUGCCAGUGCGAACACAAUACUUGUGGUGAAAAUUGUAAUGAGUGUUGCCCUGGCUACCAUCAGGCUCCAUGGAGACCAGGAACCAUUUCUGCUGGCAACAAAUGUGAAAGAUGUAACUGUCAUAACAAAGCAGAAGAUUGUUAUUAUGAUCAGAAUGUGGCAGACCAGAAAAAAAGUAUGAACAUUUAUGGCCAGUUCAAAGGAGGUGGAGUUUGCAUAAACUGUACCCAGUACACCUCGGGAAUAAACUGUCAGAUCUGUAGUGAUGGAUACUAUAGGCCGCAUAAAGUGUCUCCCUAUGACAAUAAUCCUUGCCUUCCCUGUGGAUGUGAUUUAUUUGGGUCUUCCAUUUUUAACUGUAUUAAAGAUGAUGAUCAUGCUGAUCCACAGCAUGGUGUUCAGCCAGGUCAAUGUCACUGCAAGGAGGGUUACACAGGAGAAAAAUGUGAUCGUUGUACCUUUGGCUAUAGAGGUUAUCCACACUGCAUACGUUGUAACUGUAGCCUGGUUGGCAGCAUUAAUGAUGACCCAUGCACUGAACCUUGUCUUUGUAAAGAAAAUGUAGAAGGUGAAAAUUGUAACCGCUGCAAACCAGGGUUCUACAAUCUCCAAGAAAGAAAUCCCCAUGGUUGUACUGAAUGUUUCUGUUUUGGGGUUUCUGAUGUCUGUGAAAGCCUUCCAUCGCCCAUCAGUCAGGUAUCUUCUAUGGCUGGAUGGCUGGUGACUGCUCCAUAUGUGUCAAGAACCGUACAACCUCAACUAGUCCAGUCUGAUGGUCUCCAUCAAAUACGUAUUAACAACAACGAAGCUGCAAAAAUACUAAAGUCUCCUUAUUACUGGUCUGCACCUGAGUCGUACCUUGGAAAUAAACUCACUUCCUUUGGUGGUUAUUUGAAGUAUACUGUGUUCUAUGACAUUCCUAUGGAUAGUGCAGAUAGUGGCUUGGUGUCCAACGUGGAUGUUAUCAUUCAGGGCAAUGGACAAAUUCUGUCUACAAGAUCAGAAGGGCUUUCCUUGCAACCGUAUGAGGAGUAUUCUAAUUCUGUGCGGCUUGUUUCUGAUAACUUUGUUGAUUUUACUACAAAGAAGUCAAUAGAUCGAGAUGUGCUUAUGACCGUUUUAGCAAAUGUUACCCAUCUUCUGAUCAGGGCCAGUUACAACAUUGCAAAAAAGGCUGUAUACAGGUUAGAUUCUGUUACUUUGGAUACAGCAAAUGCUGAUCUCAUAGACAUGUCUUCAGCUGCAGAUGUGGAAUAUUGUGAAUGUCCUCAAGGCUACUCUGGGCUUUCUUGUGAGUCCUGUCUUUCUGGAUACUAUCGAGUAGGUGGAAUACUCUUUGGAGGGAUUUGCCUGCCUUGUGAUUGCAGCGGCCAUGCAACAGAAUGUGAUAUCCAUGGUGUUUGUUUUGCCUGUGAACACAACACUACUGGCCGCUCUUGUGAUCAGUGUCUGCCUGGGUUCUAUGGAACGCCAUCCAGGGGAACUCCAGAGGACUGCCAGCCAUGUGCCUGCCCUCUGCAAACUGCUACAAACAAUUUCAGUCCUACGUGCCACUUGAAUAAUGGAGGUGAAGUUAUCUGUGAUAAAUGUCUUCCAGAGUAUGUUGGAGACAAAUGUGAAAGAUGCGCAAAUGGGUACUAUGGCGAUCCCCUCGUGCCGGGGCAAUCAUGUCUUCCUUGUGAUUGCAAUGGCAAUAUAGAUUCAAUGGAGGGUGACUACUGCAGUCCGCUCACAGGAGAGUGUCUGAAGUGCAUUGGGAAUACCGGGGGGCCUCACUGUGAAAGGUGUGCUGAUGGGUACUUUGGGGAUGCCGUGACCAACAAAGACUGCCAUGCUUGUGAGUGCCAUGAGAAUGGCUCUGUUUCCAGUAUCUGCCAUCAUGAGACCGGACAUUGCCAAUGCAAAUCAAAUGUGGUGGGACAAAGAUGUCAUAAGUGCUUGCUUGGAUAUUAUGGCCUAAGCACUGGAUUUGGCUGCCUUCCCUGCAACUGCAGCAAAGCUGGCUCAGUUGCUGAAGACUGUAAUGAGGAAGGACAGUGUCGCUGUGUGACCGGAGUGGCCGGGCAGAAGUGCACUCAUUGUGCUCCUGGGUUCUACGCAUUCAAGGAUGGCGGCUGCACAUCUUGUAACUGUGCCCAUACGCAUGAUGCUUGUGACAGAGACACUGGACAAUGCAUUUGCCCCCCUCAUGCCAAAGGAGAAAAAUGUGAACUGUGUGAGGAACACUUCUGGGGUCUUGAUCCAAAGAGUGGAUGCAAGGCCUGCAACUGUAGCAAGAUGGGUUCGGUCCGUCUGCAGUGUGAUCGAGUGACUGGCCAGUGCCAGUGCAAGCAAGGAUUUGGAGGACAGGACUGUGCUGUGUGUGCGCUGGGAUAUAGAGACUAUCCAGACUGCAUUCCUUGUGACUGUGAUGUACGUGGGAGCAAAGCAGGCACAUGUGACCGACAGCAAGGAAUCUGCAGCUGUGAAGAGGAAACUGGCACGUGCGUGUGCAAGGAAAAUGUGCUUGGAAUACACUGCAGUGAAUGCAAAACUGGGACCUUUGCUCUUCAUGCCAGUAACCCUUUGGGAUGCACUCCAUGCUUCUGUUCCGGGAUGUCACAGUUCUGUUCAGAAGCAGAGAACCAUGUGAGAAUUCCGGUGACCCUGGCUCCACAGCAGGCUGGCUUGUAUGUGGUUUCUCACAGUAACCUCACUGGAACCAGUGCAGGCAUAUUCUUCCAGUUUCCUGAUACCUUAAUGGAUGCCACAAAAGUCAGACAACACUUGAAGGCAGAGCCAUAUUACUGGAAGUUACCAGAUCAGUUUCAGGGAAACAAGCUCAUGGCCUAUGGUGGAAAAUUGAAAUAUUCAGCAGCCUUUUAUGCUUUGGAUGGCAUUGGAAGCUCAAAUUUGGAACCCCAAGUCCUGAUGAAAGGGGGUCGUAACAGUAAACAAGUAAUCUGUGUGGACAUCCCUGCACCAGAAAAUAGAGUAAGACAAGACAUAGAAGUAGUAAUGAUGGAGAGUGCCUGGAAAUAUUUCAAUUCCGUUUCUGAUGAAUCUGUUUCACAUUCUGACUUUAUGUCAGUGCUGAGUAAUGUAGAGUACAUUCUUAUAAAGGCAUCAUAUGGUCAAGGAUUACAGCAAAGCAGAAUUUCAAAUGUCUCCAUGGAGAUUGCAAUGAAAGCUGAAGAUGUACUCUUUGGUGGAGAAAAGGCACAUCACAUUGAGGAAUGCCUGUGCCCUACAGGCUAUGCAGGACUUUCAUGUCAGGAUUGUGCACCAGGGUACUAUAGAGAGAAACACAGAGACAAAAACUCACACAAAAUUCCUUCACUAUUCCCUCUUUGUUUGCCGUGCCAGUGCAACAACCACAGUGACUCUUGUGAUCCGGAUACAGGAACGUGUUUGGAAUGCAGAGACAAUACAGCUGGGGAACACUGCAGUGUUUGUGCUCCAGGCUAUUAUGGCAAAGUGACUGGAUCUGUCAAUGAUUGUUCUCUGUGUGCAUGUCCAAGAACGAGCCCUGGGAGCUUUAGUGCCACAUGCAUUAUGAAAGGUGUUAAUGACUUUCUCUGUGAUGCUUGCAUCGCUGGAUAUGAGGGACAAUACUGUGAAAGAUGUUCCCCAAGUUAUUAUGGAGAUCCUAAAGCACCCGGUGGCACCUGUCAGCGGUGUCAGUGCAACCCAAGUGGCUCUGUCCACAGCAACUGCCAUCAUCUCUCUGGGCAAUGUACCUGCAAGCAAGGUGUGACAGGGCAGCUGUGUGAUCAGUGCGAGUCAAGACACAUUCAUGUGGGAAACGAAUGCCUAUCUUGUGAUGAUGACUGCACAGGACUAUUGUUAAAUGAUCUGGAUAAACUUGAUGAAGCCAUGCUUUUAGUAAACCUCACUGGUGGUACCCUAGCACCAUAUGGGAUCCUUUUAGACUUGGAAAAUGUUACAAAACAGUUAAAGGGUUCCUUUUGGGCUAAAGAAGAACCAACAAACUCACUGGAAAACAUGAAUGACCAUCUUGUAACAUUAUCACAUGGUACAGACAAGUUCCACAAAGAGUUAACUAGAAUAGUAGGAAGAGGAGAGCAUCUCAACAAUGCCACAGAAAGAACUUUGGGCAAGAGCCAAGCAUUGUCUAUAUUUAUUGACGCAUUACAGGAAAGUAUAAAAGUACUGGUGGAACUGGCAGCAUCUCUUAAUGAAACAUUAGGCACUGAUUUCCCACUGUCGAACAGAACAUUUCAGGAACUACAAGAGGAGAUUCCAGUCAUGUUGAACAUCAUGAAUGGAAGACAUUUCAAGCAGCUGCACCAAAAUAGCACUAUUGAACUAAAAACUGCAGAAAGAUUAUCUAUGCGAAUCAAGAAAGAGUACUGGCAACCACAGCAAGAAUUUAAAGACUUACAAAAAAAUGUACAAGAAGCCUUAUCAUACCACAGCACCAGACUUCAAGAAGCCAAGGAUGUUGUAAAUGAAGCUACUGCCAAAGCUAAUAAGACCAAACGCCUGCUUUUUCUUAUUAAUAAGAACUUAAAGGAGUUCAAUCAUAACAAGUGGACUAUUCAAGAAGACAAGGAGCUGGCUGUUAGGCUGACCAAAGAAGGAAAAGUUCAGGUGGACGCUGCCACCGCCCUUGCUAAAGAUGUCAUCAACUCCACAUCUAGUCUAGAAGUCUUCCGGGAUGGACUGAUCCUAUGGAAUGGCAAAUUAAGGCACCAUGUGAAUGACCUGGUCAUGCAGCUCUCCGCUCGAAGAGCACUUGAGCUUGUUUACAGGACAGAAGAGCAUGCGGCUGAGUUACAGAGAAUUGGUGAUGUACUGGACAGUGGUCUCUUGAAUGUACGAAAUAUGUCCCUGAAUUCAAGGAAUGCUGUCCAUGUGUACUCUGCCAUUAAAAGUAUGACGGAAAGUGCAGAUGGCCUGGCAAAGGAUGCUUAUAGGAUUAUGGCUGAAGCACUGCAUGGGCCAAAAGAGACCUUUAAUUCUACUGGGAAAAAUGUUCUGCAUUUUGGUUCCAAAUAUUUAACUGACGCAAACAGUUUGCACAAGAAAUAUGAAGGACUUGUGCCUAGAUUAAAUGCAAUGAAGGUAAAAGUGGAAAAUAUUAGAGAAAAGGCUAGUGGAAUUGCUAGACAGUUUCAUGGGUCACUGUCACAGCUGGCUACAUUGCCAAAUAGUACCACUGAGAAUAUAUUUGCAAUAAAAGAACUGGCUGCUAAUGUAACCUCACUUGAUGGUUUAAGACACACUGGCAGCUUUAGCGCCAAGUUACUGAACACCUCAUCUGCAUUGUCUGAGGUUAAUGAGACGUUGCAGAGAACCAAUGAACUUAUAAUCAACUCAUCAGAAGCUGCAGCAGCAGCUGAAAAAAAAGUGAAUGAAAUUGAAAUCCAGGCUGGUAUCUUAUUUGGGAGGCUAAAACCUCUCAAAGUGCUGGAAGAGAACCUGAGCCGGAACAUCUCUGAAAUUAAAGAGCUUAUCAAUCAGGCCCGCAAGCAGGCAGCUUCUAUUAAAGUUGCAGUAUCUGCAGAAAGAGAUUGUAUUCGUGCCUAUCAACCUCAGAUAUUAUCUACUAAUUACAAUACAUUGACAUUAAAUGUGAAAACAACUGAACCUGAUAAUCUCCUAUUCUAUUUGGGUAGCAGUGGUAAAAGUGAUUUCAUGGCAGUGGAGAUGCGUCAUGGUAAGGUGGCCUUCUUGUGGGAUAUGGGCUCUGGAUCAACAAGACUGGAAUAUCCAGACCUUUCUAUAAACAACAAUGAAUGGCAUCGAAUACAUGCUACAAGGUUUGGAAAAACUGGGACCCUUAGUGUGGAGGAGACAAGCUCUUCUCAGAAGCUCCUUACAAGAACUUCCACUUCUCCUGGGACAGCUACAGUACUGGAUGUAAACCAAUCAACUCUAAUGUUUAUUGGUGGACUUGGAGGGCAAAUCAAGAAAUCACCUGCUGUUAAAGUAACGCAUUUUAAGGGAUGCAUGGGGGAAGCAUCCUUGAAUGGCAAAUCUGUUGGACUCUGGAACUAUGUGGAAAGGGAAGGCAAGUGCAGUGGAUGCUAUGGAAGCCUACCUGAUGAAGACACUUCAUUUCACUUUGAUGGCAGUGGAUAUUCAGUAGUGGAGAAGGCACUUCGCUCCACUUUAACACAGAUCAUUGUAUUCUUCAGCACCUUCACACCUAACGGGCUCUUAGUAUACCUGGCUUCUAAUGGCACAAAGGAUUUCUUGUCUGUGGAACUUGUUGAUGGUCAAGUUAAAUUAAUGUUUGAUCUUGGUUCAGGUCCUCUUACUCUAAGAACAGAAAAACGCUACAAUAAUGGAACAUGGUAUAAAAUAUCAUUCAGUCGAAACAAAAAAGAAGGAAUUUUGUCUGUCAUGGAGGCCUAUAACCUUAGUUCUAAAGAAACUAAGCGAGGAGAAUCCCCUGGUGCAGCUUCUGACUUGAAUCGUUCUGAUAAGGAUCCUGUUUACAUUGGGGGGCUACCAAGGUCUCGGGUAAUACGGAAAGGGAUAAAUAGCAGAAGAUAUGUAGGAUGUAUCAAGAACUUGGAAAUAUCCCGUUCCACCUUUGACUUGCUUAAAAACUCAUAUGGUGUGAGGAAAGGCUGCAUCCUAGAGCCUAUACGCACUGCUAGCAUCUUAAGUAAUGGUUACAUUGAGUUGCAGCCUAAGUCCCUUUUACCAGAAUCGGAACUUAUGGCCACCUUUGCUACUAAGAAUGCCAGUGGCAUUAUUCUUGUGGGGUUUAGCAAAGGUGCAGAAAAACGGAGGCGCAGGCAAGCUCAUUUGCCCUUUUUCUCUGUCACGUUGGUCAGCGGUCAUUUGGCAGUGCAUGUUAACGCUGGUGACAGAGCAAGUACAAGAAAGGUUGUGCUCAAGGCCGUUAAUGGAACUUACAGUGAUGGGCAAGAACAUUCUGUCAUCCUGACUCGGAAUAAAAGGAUGAUAAAUAUCCAAGUGGAUGAAGGUAACCCUGCAGGAAUUAGACUAGGCCUUUUGGCCGAAACAAGAUCAUUGAAUAUAUCUAACUUCUUCAUUGGUGGUAUUCCUGCUGGAGAAAGCAUUUUAGGACUAAAUGUGACUGGCUCUUUCCACGGCUGUAUAACCAACUUGAUAUUUAACAAGGAGCUUCUGGAUUUCACCACUGCGGUAAGGUAUGAAGGUGUUGAUAUGGACAGCUGCUUCCUUUGGGAGAAGCCCAAGCUUGCCAUUCACCCAGAAGACCCUGAGCUCUUACUGGAAAAGCAGAUGCCAGCCCUUUCUCUGAGGCCUCUUACAGGAAUUCAAAAGAAACCAUGUGCAGAGGGUGAAAUACUGAAUUAUGUUUCUGAUGCUCAUCAGUUCGGCCUUGCCAGAAGCAGCCACUUGAUGGUGCUUUUUGAUCAGUCUACAGUAAGAAAGAAGCUCUCUGUACAGCUGAACCUCAGAACCUUUGCUUCUAGUGGCCUGAUAUAUUACAUGGCUCAUCAAAAGCAGAUUGAUUAUGCAGCCCUUCAGCUACAAAGGGGAAAACUUUACUUUUUGUUUGAUCUUGGAAAAGGACGAACAACAGUUGUUCAUGAAACAAUAAUCAGUGAUGGAAAAUGGCAUAUGGUGAAGACAGAGUUUGCUAAGAGAAAAGGUGUCAUCAUAGUUGAUGGGCAGGAAUCUGUUUCUGUAAAUGUUCCAGGCGACGGAAACACAUUGGAUGUGGAAGGAAAGCUGUAUUUAGGAGGCCUACCCUUGGUUUUCACAGCCAAGAAUAUUGGAAAUGUUACUCACAGUAUCCCUGCAUGCAUUGGUGGAUUAGUCCUUAACAGCAAGGAGCUGGGUAAAGAAAGCCCAGUUUCAAGCUUUGCUGUGAAUAAAUGCUACACUACAGCUCAGGAAGGAACUUUUUUUGAUGGAACUGGUUUUGCUGCACUUGUUAAAGAGGGCUAUAAAGUCCGAUCUGACAUGAAUGUUACAUUUGAGUUCCGCACCACUGUUGCAAAUGGAAUUUUACUUGGAAUCAGUAGUGCUAAAGUGGAUGCUGUUGGACUGGAGCUUGUAAAUGGCAAGGUUUUAUUCAGUGUCAACAAUGGAGCUGGUAGAAUAACAGCUACUUAUGAACCAAAAGGCAUGGCUAGCCUUUGUGAUGGACAGUGGCACAAACUUCAGGCAAACAAAAGCAAGCAUCAUAUUGCUGUGAUAGUCGAUGGGAAUUUGGUUCAGACUCAUAAUCCACAUCUGCAGUCAACCUCAGCAGAUACGAACAAUCCAAUAUAUGUUGGAGGUUAUCCUGCUGAUGUAAAACAAAAUUGCUUGACCAGUAAGAGCUCAUUCCGAGGGUGUUUGAGAAAUCUCAUGCUGAUUAAGGGCCAGCAAGCAGAAUCAUUUGACUUCAGCGAAGCCUUUGACCUGCGUGGAGUUUUUCCACAUUCCUGCCCUGGGGCUGAGCACUAAAUGUCAGGGAAAACUCUCUAUUUUAAAAAUCUUUGUUUAUUGUUAAUGAAAGAGAAAUGGUUUUAAUGAUAAUCCUGAUCUCAGCGAUCUCUUUGUAUUUUCCAGCUCAGGACAAAUAUGUUUAGCUGGAACUUUUGUGGUUCCAUUUUUACUUUUUAAAGCCUCUUUGUACAACAGAUACCUCUACUAAAGCAUUAACAACAUUAACUGAGUACUUAAAAAGAGAAUCUGGUGAUUUUUUAAAUCAGUGUUUAUCAUGUAUCUUCUGAUUACUUGACAGUAUUUCAUUUGUGUAUAUGGGUCUUUUUAUACUAAAGCUGUAAGAUGGGGUCCAUACAAUAAAAGCAUUCUUCCAUUUUAGAUGUGUGUUGUAACUGGAAUUGCAAUUCAGAAAAUGUUCAGUUCAAGACAAAAUACAGAGGAGUUCAGUGGGAUGUUAGUCUUAAACAGGAUCUGCCUGCAGCAAAUCACAGUUAACUACUGUUGAGAUAGUCACAUGGAUAAUGCUGCAAUAUACAAAAGUGUCAGUAGUGGAAGAUGGGCGUUCCACUUCAUCCCUGAAGAACUGAGGUUGCAGAACUGAAGGCAGGGCAUGUGCUUUGUGUACAUUGUCUAUGCAGUGAUGUUCUCUCUUCAUAUUGUAGCAAAAGUACAAAAGGUACGGUACUGCAGUUAUUGAUGUUCCUGUGCACUUCCACAUCUGCUUGCACGUGAUGCUGAGAAAAACUUGAACUAUACAAUCAGCUCAAUCUAGGCAUAGGACAGCUCUUGUGAAGCUCAGCCAGCUCACAUGGUUGCAGGGUGAAGAGUUCCAUGUUUCAGUGCACUUCCAAAGCAUGUUCGGCAAGCAGAAAGCUAUAGCAUCAGGGAGAAGGCAGUUCACUGUUUGUGGGGACAACUUUUUAACCACUAGACAAUUCUAUUUUUCCUCUUUUUGUUUUGUAAAUGUUUAAGGCAGGUAGAAGACAGUGUCUUUUAAAAAUUGAGGCUCUCAUAUCUCAUGUGGUACGUUUUCAGAGUGUUUGAUUCGCAGACCAUGUAUGGCCAAAAGUCAUUAAGCCACAAUGUGAAACAGACCAGAAAAAGCACAGACUGGUGUACAUUCCUUCAUUAUUGCUUGGCUUUAUAAAUGCAAUUCCUGGAGUUAAAUUAAUCAGUCAACCAAAACUUUUUAAAAUGGGGCCUGUCCUCACGGUUUCUCCAUUUUGGCACAAGUAUCUGAAGCAGCUGGUAUGCAAUCAGAGGCUUCCUAAAGGCAGAUCUAAUCCCAAUAUCUUUAAGUGACCGAAUUUAUUUUGUAGUCACACAUGUACUGCAAAACAACUUUCUUUCUUUAACCUCCACCCUUUUAUGGUGUAGAGGGUCAUUUUUGGAUGUUCUGGUAUAUAUUGGUUUUGCUUACUGUAAGCUGCAACAAACCAUUAAGUUUGUCAAGCUUGCUGUUACAUUGCUUUACACCCAUAAGUUUUUGACCAAUCCAAUACACAAACCAAUUCAGCUGGAAUGCUUUCAUUCAUGUUCUCUUUCAGAUUUAGGUCUGCAGAACACAUGGCUUGCCAAAUAUCAUUGGACUUCCCCAACCACUCAUUCUACUGGCUAGGGCAGAUGGUCAUUGCAGUCCGGCAACUAGAAGUCUACAUAUUCAUUACAAGAUUAAUCUAAAUACUGAAGAGUAACUGGCUCUAUGGCAGCUCAUAUCAGAUUUUAUUUAACAAAUACAUCUACUGUGGUGUUAAGAUACUCAUUUUCAGCAACUGCGGCCUUUAAUGCAGGAAACAUGGAAAAAUGUAAGAGAUUUAGUUGAUACCACUUAAAUUUCAUUCUGUAUUAAAUACAUAAUAUUCUUUCUAGUAGGAUUGCUGCUACUUUAGUAGGGAUGCCAGUAAUCAACCAUUCCAGACAGAUGGACAACAGAAACACUAAAAGGUUUCAUUUCAGUUAAGUGUUGGUCCUGCUCUGGUAUUAUUUUUUUUAAGGGAUAUACCCUCAUUUACUUCCAGCUGUAUUUAAUACGAACAGAAAUAAAUGUGCUUAGGUUCCUGUUUUUUGAUCUGUUAUACAGACAUGAUUAACUUGGGAUAAUUUCCAGAUUCAGUGGGUGGGUGGAAACAGGCACAAACUCGGGCAUGGUAGUCAUCAUUGUGUAAUUGGGUGUGAUGCCUGCGUAGUGGAAAAGUGGUCAUCCAAAUACUGGGACAGAGCUCAGGUAGGUUGUAAAAUAUCAAAAAUGAUGUAUUUUAUAAAAAUCUAUGCCUUCUCUCAAAAUGGUUAGAUGAUGGGAGUUUCCUAUGCACCUUGCCUUCAGGCUAACAGCUAAUGCUGCAGCUUGCUGGCAGAUAUGUAGGUGCAGACUCAUUAGCUGCUCAUGCUGAGCUAAAGCAGCUUUCAGCUUGCUUCCCUUCAGCUUGAGGCCUAAUGGAAGGGGGAAAUUGAGCCCUGGAGAUCAACACUGGGGUUCAUUAGCAUGGCUUAUGUAUAGCUUUAUCAUGGUAGUUCAAAGGGGUACAAAACAAAAAAGUUAGCUUCAUUAGCUUAAAAUGUUUCUCAAGUGGUGAAGGAACUGCUGUUUGCUGCUUAAAAGUAAGGGACAGGGAACUGACAAAUGAGCUCCUGAAUCAUCUGUUGAUGCCAGUGCCCUGAUAGAGUGAGAACAGGAUUUCCAAUGCAGUUAAAGGUAGGAAGAAAAUCUGUCCCCUUACCAGAACAAAAGAAUUCUGGAAUAUAGAAAACUGCAUGCCUCCAGCAGUCUUUCUCCUGCAUCUUAGUCUGAAACCAGUGAGAAAUAAUGAGGAAAUUGCCCCAGUUAAUCUUCUAAAAGACUUUUUUAAAAGGUGAGAUGUAUCCAUGGUCACUAUGGUGUACUGAGAUUGAAAGUAUUAGAACUUCAAAGGAAAAUAUGUGGACAUGUACAGAAAAGAAACUGCUGGCACUUAAGUUGAGAAUAGUGGCAACUGUUAGGAAAGUAGGAAACAUUUUGUAAAAAUCUGCAUUUCCUACUCACUUACCUUGUAGAUUUGUGAGAAAAAAAGACAGUUGUAGAAUGAAUCAGAUGGAGAAAGAUCUCCAGUGUAAAAACAAUAACUUGUGAGAUCACAACACACAACCACUGAAGACAUGAUGCACUGGGGAGGAUGGAAAGUUACUGGAGGGGGAAAUGAUUUUCUUUGCUGCCCUUCUUUCCUGUGACAUAUCAUACAUUUAUACUUGCAAAUAAAAAACUCCAAUCAUUUGGAAUGAAGAAACCAGGAAGCAGAAGUUAGAUUAGAAACCAUGCCAGCAGAAGAGGUACCAUGUGAGAAUAGUUCUUAGUGCUGCAUGCACAAUUUCAGACUGGAUUCGGACUACAUGGGCAGAAGGGAAGCUCUGUUAAUGCCAAUAAUCUGUAGAAGGGAUAUGGCUGAUGAAGUCCAUCCCAUAAUAAAAAGAUGACAAUACGUGGAC
Messenger RNA from Varanus komodoensis (Komodo dragon), 12738 nucleotides. RefSeq names its product laminin subunit alpha 1 (gene LAMA1). Gene Ontology annotation, molecular function: extracellular matrix structural constituent; signaling receptor binding. Lineage: Eukaryota; Metazoa; Chordata; Lepidosauria; Squamata; Varanidae. The record is from RefSeq and is a predicted model, not a curated record. Gene Ontology annotation, biological process: blood vessel morphogenesis; cell adhesion; regulation of cell migration. Bases 1 to 9297 code for a protein of 3098 amino acids. Gene Ontology annotation, cellular component: basement membrane. The transcript is spliced from 64 exons.